Penicillium vulpinum is the source of this 801-nucleotide messenger RNA. Its product is annotated as RNA-binding protein with serine-rich domain 1. The record is from RefSeq and is a predicted model, not a curated record. Bases 1 to 801 code for a protein of 266 amino acids. Lineage: Eukaryota; Fungi; Ascomycota; Eurotiomycetes; Eurotiales; Aspergillaceae. Gene Ontology annotation, cellular component: cytoplasm; ASAP complex; nucleoplasm. The transcript is spliced from 4 exons. Gene Ontology annotation, biological process: mRNA splicing, via spliceosome. Gene Ontology annotation, molecular function: RNA binding.
AUGUCCUUGAGAUCGCCUCGCAGACAAUCACCUUCACGUUCACCAGACCAGGAUCAGGACCGAGCACAGUCGCGUUCUUUACCUCCAAAACCCCGAAGUGAAAGUCCAUCACGAAGCCUCACCCGAAGUCCGUCACAAGGACGUCGCGAUCGUUAUCGUUCAAAGACCCGAUCUCGAUCCCCGUCUCGUGGGAGAACCCGAUCUCGCAGUCUCAGUCGAGGUGGUCGCCGCUACAAUAGCCGGAGUGAAAGCCGCUCACUUACUCCCAACCCUAGUCCUCCGAGAAGUUCUAAGAUUGUGGUAGAAAAAUUGACAAAAAAUGUCACAGAAAAUCACAUCCGAGAGAUCUUCGGGGGCUUUGGAGAGAUAGAGUAUCUCGAUCUCCCAAUCAACAAAGCCUUCAUGACAAAUAGGGGGACUGCAUAUAUCCUUUACUACGACCCUGCUGACGCAGAGGCAGCCAUAGCCCACAUGCAUGAGGCUCAGCUUGACGGGGCCAUCCUGAAUGUCUCAAUCGUUCUCCCUCGCCAUCACGAUCUCCUGUUCGUUCUCGGUCAUACUCUCGAUCUCGAUCACCACCGCCGCGCAGGGGCAGCCUUCGCACAGACUCGCGGCAUCAUCGGCGCCGAAGCCCAAGCUACAGUAGCUAUGGUUACAGCAGUCGAAGUCGCAGUCCAAACCGGAACCGAGGCCACAAUCGAAAUUAAACAUCUUCCGAUUUGCGGUCUCUUGUCUUGUUGUGUUGUGUCUUGGCUCAGCCCUAACGGGGGAUUGCAUGUGAUCUUCGGUGCGGGCAACUGA